AUGGCCCGUGAAGGUGCCAAUAUCUCUUUCGUUUACUUACCAGAAGAAGAAGACGAUGCGCAAAGAACGAAAGAGAUGGUCGAAAAAGCUGGAAGGAAAGUUAACCUCAUACCGUCGGAUGUAACAACCAGCGACAAUUGCCGGGCCAUCGUUCAGAAUCACAUGAAAGUGUUCGGCAAACUAAACGUGCUGGUGAACAAUUCGGCGAUGCAAGAAAUGUGCGACGAUCUGAAAGAUAUCAAUCUUGACACUGUAGAGAAGACUUACCGGACGAAUGUCCUGAGCAUGUUCGCCAUGACUAAAUUUGCAUUGCCGUACAUGAAGCGCGGGAGUUCGAUUAUCAAUGCGAGUUCAGUGGCUGCUUACUUGGGAAACCCACAGUUGGUGGAUUACUCCAGCACCAAAGGUGCCAUUGCCACAUUUACACGAAGUCUAGCUCAGCAACAGGCACCAAAAGGUAUCAGGGUUAAUGCUGUGGCGCCAGGAAUUAUAUGGACACCGUUGCAGCCAGCAACCAAAGGAAAUGCAGCUGAGAACAUGGACAGCCAUGGAGUUGAGUCUGCAUCGUUGCAGCGACCCGGGAUGCCGGUGGAGGUGGCCGCCGCGUAUGUCUUUCUUGCAAGUCCUCUAGGUAGCUACUUUACAGGGGAAGUAAUUCAUGGAACAGGCGGUUUAGAGAUGCAAGGAUGA
Messenger RNA from Exophiala aquamarina CBS 119918, 690 nucleotides. Its product is annotated as oxidoreductase. The coding region runs from base 1 to 690 and encodes 229 amino acids. The transcript has a single exon. Gene Ontology annotation, molecular function: oxidoreductase activity. The record is from RefSeq and is a predicted model, not a curated record. NCBI's taxonomy places the organism in Eukaryota, Fungi, Ascomycota, Eurotiomycetes, Chaetothyriales, Herpotrichiellaceae.